Messenger RNA from Andrographis paniculata, 1959 nucleotides. RefSeq names its product serine/threonine-protein kinase AtPK1/AtPK6-like. NCBI's taxonomy places the organism in Eukaryota, Viridiplantae, Streptophyta, Magnoliopsida, Lamiales, Acanthaceae. The transcript has 6 exons. The record is from RefSeq and is a predicted model, not a curated record. Bases 241 to 1686 code for a protein of 481 amino acids. Gene Ontology annotation, biological process: protein phosphorylation. Gene Ontology annotation, molecular function: ATP binding; protein serine/threonine kinase activity.
AAAGGAUCGAUAUUCCCAAAGCGGUAGCCAUUGUUGCUGCCCAACCGAGCUCCCAACUGAGCGUAAAACAUCUCUGCGACUCUGAAGCAGAAAGAAACCCGAAAUCCGUAACAAAAAUGUAACCCACGUGAAAUCUACGCCCGCCUCGAUCGGCUGGCUUCUUUUCAACCAAACCAAUCAAAUCCAUCUGAUUCGAGAUCGAUUCUACCGACGAUAAUUCAAAUUUUCCUUCCAAUCGCCAUGGACGGCGGAGGCAGCAAUACGCUCAGCUCUUCGUCUUCCACGGCGCUCCAGAAGAAGGCUGCCCACACCUUACUCGCUUCCAGGCUCACUAACCUCCGAAUUCCUCCUUCCGGCGACGAUUCCUCUCAGGAUUUCGAUUUUUCAGACCUAUUUGGGGCGCCGCCGGCUGGAGCCUCGCCGCCGGCGUCGUCUUCUUCUCACUUCGUCGGAGACCCCCCAAUUAUCCACAAUAGAUCUCACUCCUUCGUCGGGCCUUCUCCCCGUUUUACCCUCUCCAAAUCGCUCCCCAAUUUCGAGCCGGACGAGCAGGACGAGCUCGCUUAUUCCUCCUCCGAUAAUGGCGAUUCGAAGGUUGAAUUAAGCGAAAAGGAGGACGGCGGCGUGGGAAUCGAUCGGGAAUUGGAGGAUGAAGUGCGGAAAUUAGGGCCUGCAGAUUUUGAAAUAAUGAGGGUUAUUGGGAAGGGGGCGUUUGGGAAGGUGUUUCAGGUGAAGAUGAAGGGACGCGACGGCGACGGCGGAGAUGGUUGUGAUGGUGAUGGGAUUUAUGCGAUGAAAGUGAUGAGGAAAGACACCAUAAUUAGGAACAACCAUGUCGAUUAUAUGAGGGCUGAGAGGGAUAUUCUCACCAAAGUUGUGCAUCCUUUUAUCGUGCAGCUUCGGUACUCGUUUCAGACCAAGUCGAAGCUGUACUUAAUUCUUGAUUUCAUAAAUGGAGGCCAUCUGUUUUAUCAUUUGUAUCGACAAGGGAUUUUCAGUGAGGACCAGGCGAGGGUUUAUACAUCCGAGAUUGUAUCAGCAGUUUCACAUCUCCACAAGAGUGGGAUUGUGCAUCGGGAUUUAAAACCGGAGAACAUUCUCAUGGAUGCCUAUGGGCACGUCAUGCUAACCGACUUUGGACUGGCUAAGGAGAUUGAUGAAUCGAGCAGAUCCAAUUCAAUGUGCGGGACGACAGAAUAUAUGGCUCCCGAGAUCUUACUUGCCAAAGGACAUAAUAAAAAUGCUGAUUGGUGGAGUGUCGGGAUUCUUCUUUAUGAAAUGCUCACGGGACAGCCACCGUACACACAUACCAACCGAAAGAAGCUCCAGGAGAAAAUCAUCAAUGAAAAGUUGAAGCUCCCGCCUCGCCUCACAAGCGAAGCUCAUUCAUUGCUUAAAGGGCUUCUUCAAAAGGACCCGUCGAAAAGGCUGGGCAGCGGAUCAAAGGGCGCCGAGGAGAUCAAAUCCCACAAAUGGUUUCGGACAAUCAACUGGAAGAAACUCGAGACGAGGGAGAUUCUGCCCAAGUUCAAGCCGGAUGUGAGCGGGCAAGAGUGCACGGCCAACUUCGAUCACUGCUGGACGGCGAUGCCUGCAGAUGACUCGCCGGCUCCUACUCCGACUUCUGGAGAACACUUUCCCGGCUACACUUACGUCGCCCCGACCCGAUGGCUGCCCUCUCAAUGAAGAAGAAGCUCAGGUGAAUAGAAGAACACAAGGUUUGGUAGUGAGUCAAGUAUUGUUUGGUACUUAGAAUAUUACCAUUUUAUUGCGGAAAAGGAUCAGAUGAAUUUGAAAAAAUUGAACGAGGAGCCAUAUAAGGCGGAAAAGUUCAUCUACAGCUAUGUAGAACGGUAAUAGGAUUGUUGGUAGUACUCGUCGUAUAUGAUUCGACUAAUGUGACUUACUUUGACGAUCUAAUUUAUAAGUUAUUAAACUUGACUAGAUAUUUACUUAAAA